This is a messenger RNA of Sceloporus undulatus (fence lizard), 2170 nucleotides long. RefSeq names its product tumor protein p53 inducible protein 13 (gene TP53I13). Lineage: Eukaryota; Metazoa; Chordata; Lepidosauria; Squamata; Phrynosomatidae. Gene Ontology annotation, cellular component: cytoplasm. The record is from RefSeq and is a predicted model, not a curated record. The transcript has 5 exons. Bases 840 to 1967 code for a protein of 375 amino acids.
CAUGCGGAGGAAGCCAUUGCGACCCUUCCUUGCCUUUGCCUUGACCCCGUUCCCAGCCGGGGAAAGAGCUAGGAGGCCGAGGGCGGUGUGGCUGUUGGAUCUGGGUUUAGUUUUGUAGGAACACUGACACGCGUCACUGCUGUCUGUCUGUGUAUGCCUUUGAAUCUCCUGUCAACAUGAAUUUUGCAGGGGGUUUUCUUAAGGAAGGGAUCCUUUGGCCAGUUCCUUCCUCUGAAACAAGAGCCUGGCAUCCAUUCAUGGUCUCCCAUCUAAAUCCUAACCAGGGCUGGCCCUGCCUAGCUUCCAAGGCCAGCUGAUAGCACCUUUUUUGGUACUUAGUUGUGUGUGUAUCCAUUUGCUUUCCAGUCCCAUGCCCCAUGCAUUUCAGAAGGUUUUCUUCGCCAAGAGGUGGCUUGGCCAGCUCCUUCCUUUGAAACAGAGCCUCCAGUAGCAGGGAAUCCCUUGGUGGCCUCCCCUCCAGGACUUAACCAGGGCUGACCCUGCUUAACCAAGACCAGAUCUGGUGCCUGAAUUUAGGAUCCUUUUCCUGGGGCUUUCCAUUGAAUAUCAGCCCUUCUUUUGGUAAACCAAGAACACUCAAUGGACAGCAUCAGAAAGGCACCCAGGGAGCUAAGGAGCCUAAACCUUCCAGUGCAUGCUUUUCCUCUUCCUUUUUUGGAUUACAAUCCCGGGACUGGAGGAUUCUGGGAGAUGUAGUCCACAGCAAGAGGUGCUACAGAUACAGCGGUGGCCACUAGGCGGUGCGUUUUUACGCACGGAGAGGUGGCUGGCUCCUCCAGCUGCCCAGGCCGAGGAGCUGGCGCUGGAUCCGGAUCUGGAUGAGGGACCCAGUGUCCUGGGGGUCCUCUCCGGGGGCCCCGAUCCUCUUGGUCCUGCUCAGCCUGGCUGGGAGCAGCAGAAGCAGCAGCAGCAGCGGUGCAACAUCUGGAGAGCCUCCUCCUGGGAAGCACAAAGGAGUCGCUUUUCUUUGCCACCCGUAUGCCCACUCCUUGCUCCACCGGCAGAUGUUCCUCCUCGCACAAGCGUACCUGCCCCACCACAUCCUCACCCCACAUGAAGGUCCCACAUGGGAAAAGCCAUUGGAAUUAAGAGUUUGGGAUGCUUCCCUCCAGAGAGCAGAAGCGGAUCUGGUCCAAGUUGGGUCUCGGUUCAAGAGGCAGAUCGCAAAGUCAAAGAGAAACUGGAGAUAUCACCGUUUGCUGAAACGGGUAGAAGGUAAAGCGAUCUGCCCGUUGCACCGGGUACAGGUCUUGCAGAAACUGUUCUACAAGAGACCAGACCAUGAGUUACGACGAUUGGCAAGGCAAACCUUACAUUGGCAAACCAUACAUUGGCCAAAACCAGACCAUGGCUUGCACCCAUCGGUGAGGCAACGGCGGGCCCUACAUUGGCCGCAACAACUUUUGGGUGGGUUUGGAUAUUUAGCGGCACCACAUCCUAGCCAAGGUCGACCUCUUCCUUCUACUCUCCCUUUGCUGGUUGAGAAAAAGGACCUUCCAGGACCAUCAGAGAGCCAGGAGGGGGUCCAUCUGACCCCAACAGGGCCACAAACGACCCUUGCCACUGAGGCCGGAGAAGCCCGCACCGCAGGGGGAUGUCGGUGUCCGAGCGGAGAAACUGUCAAGGCCCAAAGCCAGCUGGGGAAGUCCCAACAGGUGAGGGCCCGCGUCCCGACCCCCCGCACCGAAGAAGCCGCCUGGGCCGCCAGCGCCCUCACCUUCUUGCUGGUGGUGCUGACGUUGGCCGUCUUGUAUACCCGGCUCCAUCAGAAAUGCCGCCGCGGACGGAGCCUCUACUGGACGGCUGAGGGCGAGGAGGACCACGACACAGUGGCCGCGGUCCUCAAACGGCGUCUCCUCUCGGCGCAGGUUCGCCGCAAGAAACGUCCACGUCAGCAACCGAGGCGGGAACUCCUGCCUUCUACGUCAAGUGACAGUUCGGACUAAAACCCAGACUGAUUGCAAAAGGGCAGGUCCAGUCUUUUUGGGACAAGGCUGCCUGGCUGUGCAUUUAUGUUCUGAACUGAUAAGGGAGACGUUUCACCUUAAGAGGAGCUGGCUCCUUUGUUCAAUCAUCUGCUUUUCUGACGCGGUAAAGUAUAUUUUCUUCUUCUUGCUCAAUAAAGUAUAUUUUCCUAUGUAAAGACCAA